Caenorhabditis auriculariae is the source of this 1419-nucleotide messenger RNA. The record is from the annotation of a GenBank genome assembly. Lineage: Eukaryota; Metazoa; Nematoda; Chromadorea; Rhabditida; Rhabditidae.
AUGAAGUGGUCCGUCGUCGUUUUGCUGCUCGGAGCUUUGGCAUUCACUCAGUUGAACGCAGCGAAAAUCCCGAAAUCUUCGUCGAAUUCCGGCGACAGCGAUGGAGACACUGAAGAAGAGACUCCUCGAAAGACUUGGGUUAUUUUAAUGUUUCUUUUGAAAAAUAUGUCAAAAAUAAGACUUUGGGGUACUCGAAAAAAAAAACCUAAUUGAAAAAAAAAGAAUUAAAAUAGAAACCGGAGAAUUUUGUCCACAGAGCAACUUUACUGCAGAACGCACGUUUGCCGGAAAUUCGAAUUUUUUUCUCUCCAGCUUUGAAUUGUUUUCCGAAACUAGGACCUUUCGUAAAUUUUCAAGUGUAAACGCAAUAAAGAGCUCUAAAUGAAAAUGACACAUUUGUCCUUCAAAAAGGCAAAACUGUUCGUAAAAAUUCUAAUUCCAGGUUACCACAACAACCGAAAGCUCGUCUUCUGAAUUUCCGCUCAUUAAGGAGCUGAUAAAAGUUCACACAGGCGUACUCAAUCGGUUGCAGAGAGCCUUGGAAAUGGCAAGAACUCACAAAACCAAAAAAAAUUAUGAACUAAUUUCGAUAAGAGAGUGCGCCGGAGGGGUUUGCAAAACCUCUUAACAAAUUUUAAUUGUUAUUUCAAUAGUAUUGGGAGAUUUUGGCCCCAACCAUCUACUUCAUACGCGGAAAAGUUCCCAAACAAUGCAGCGACUUGCAAAAAGGAGGUCUUCGACUUUUUGGAGCACAAAUAGAUCGUGAAGGAUCAAAAAGAAAUUCUUUGAUAAUCUUGACGCGAAAGUCGAACUUUUUUUGAAUUUGAAAUGUAUAAUAAAAAUUUUUUUGUACAAAGGUGUUACGCAAUAUAUUCAAAGAAUAUGAAUUCGUGAAAAACUGUCAAAUUAUGAAGUCGGAAAAAAGUCAGUGGAAGUUUUUACACAAGCGUAAAUUUGACGAAGACGAAGUUGUUUGAGAAAAUAGUAAAGGACACAAAAACGAUCGUUUUAUUUUUUAUGCUGAUGAUGUUACCCAGCCGUGUUGUAGUCUGUGAGCCAAGACUUGAAAUUUCACCGAACGACAUUUCGCUCUUCCGCUGCGUCGCGAAGCGUCUUUUCGAGCCGCGGCCUCGCUUCGGUUCUCAUUUCUGAUAGAUGGACUGUUCCACUAGAAACACGUGUUGGUCGAGUUCUUAAAUAAAAUGGAAAAUUAAAGGCGCGCAAAGGCACGCAGCGGAACAGCGGAAUGUGGUUAUAGCUCUCGUCGGGUCCACCCGUAUUAAAUACAAGCACAGCUGGUUGAACUUUUGGCAUUUCUCAAAAAGCCUCAAAAAACACAGGAAUCGAACAUGUGACCCUGAGGACCGUAGAUUGGCACACAACCUGUUGCGCUACGGCGCGCCCCCAGGAGAAAGUUAA